AUGGCGCUUCUGGAUGUGUGCGGAGUCCCCCGAGGGCAGCGCGAGGACUGGGCGCUCCCAGGCGCCGGCAGCGCCAGGCACUGCUUGGACCCCGGACACUACAGUUUCUCUAUGCAAUCUCCGGAGUUCGCCCUCCCACGGGGAAUGCAGCCGGUGGAAUUCUUCCAGUCCCUGUGUGGGGACAAAGAAAGGAAUGUUCAGAUUGAGAUGGCCCAUGGCACCACCACGCUAGCCUUCAAGUUCCAGCACGGAGUGAUCGUGGCAGUGGAUUCCCGGGCCUCUGCUGGGAGCUACAUUGCCACCUUACAGGUGAACAAGGUGAUUGAGAUUAACCCUUACCUACUUGGCACCAUGUCAGGCUGUGCUGCUGACUGUCAGUACUGGGAGCGCCUGCUGGCCAAGGAAUGCAGGCUGUAUUAUCUUCGAAAUGGGGAGCGCAUCUCCGUGUCAGCAGCCUCCAAACUGCUCUCCAACAUGAUGUGCCAGUACCGCGGCAUGGGCCUCUCCAUGGGCAGCAUGAUCUGUGGUUGGGACAAGAAGGGUCCUGGACUCUACUAUGUAAAUGAUAAUGGGACUCGGCUCUCAGGAAAUAUGUUCUCCAGCGGUAGUGGGAACACUUAUGCCUAUGGGGUCAUGGACAGUGGCUAUCGCUAUAAUCUUAGCCCUGAAGAGGCCUACGAUCUUGGUCGAAGGGCAAUCGUUCAUGCUACCCACCGAGACAGCUAUUCUGGAGGAGUCGUCAAUAUGUAUCACAUGAAAGAAGAUGGUUGGGUGAAAGUGGAAAGUACAGACGUCAGUGACUUGAUGCACCAGUACCGGGAUGCCAGUCAGUAG
Molecule: messenger RNA, 834 nt
Organism: Elephantulus edwardii (Cape elephant shrew)
Lineage: Eukaryota; Metazoa; Chordata; Mammalia; Macroscelidea; Macroscelididae
Gene: PSMB8
Product: proteasome (prosome, macropain) subunit, beta type, 8
Exons: 6
Coding region: 1-834 (277 amino acids)
Cellular component (GO): proteasome core complex
Molecular function (GO): threonine-type endopeptidase activity
Source: RefSeq, a predicted model, not a curated record